CUGGAGAACGGCGACGCGGACGAGCCCUCCUUCAGCGACCCCGAGGACUUCGUGGACGACGUGAGCGAGGAAGAAUUACUGGGAGAUGUCCUCAAAGACCGGCCCCAGGAAGCGGACGGAAUCGAUUCGGUGAUUGUAGUGGACAACGUCCCUCAGGUGGGACCUGACCGACUUGAGAAGCUCAAAAAUGUCAUCCACAAGAUCUUUUCCAAGUUUGGGAAAAUCACAAAUGAUUUUUAUCCUGAAGAGGAUGGGAAGACGAAAGGGUAUAUUUUCCUGGAGUACGCGUCCCCGGCCCACGCUGUGGAUGCUGUGAAGAACGCCGACGGCUACAAGCUUGACAAGCAGCACACGUUCCGGGUCAACCUCUUCACAGAUUUUGACAAGUAUAUGACCAUCAGUGACGAGUGGGAUAUUCCAGAGAAACAGCCUUUCAAAGACCUGGGGAACUUACGUUACUGGCUUGAAGAGGCAGAAUGCAGAGAUCAGUACAGUGUGAUUUUUGAGAGUGGAGACCGCACUUCCAUAUUCUGGAAUGACGUAAAAGACCCUGUCUCAAUUGAAGAAAGAGCGAGAUGGACAGAGACAUAUGUGCGUUGGUCUCCUAAGGGCACCUAUCUGGCUACCUUUCAUCAAAGAGGCAUUGCUCUAUGGGGGGGAGAGAAAUUCAAGCAAAUUCAGAGAUUCAGCCACCAAGGGGUUCAGCUCAUUGACUUCUCACCUUGUGAAAGGUACCUGGUGACCUUUAGCCCCCUGAUGGACACGCAGGAUGACCCUCAGGCCAUAAUCAUCUGGGACAUCCUUACAGGGCACAAGAAGAGAGGUUUUCACUGUGAGAGCUCAGCCCAUUGGCCUAUUUUUAAGUGGAGCCACGAUGGCAAAUUCUUUGCCAGAAUGACCCUGGAUACGCUUAGCAUCUAUGAAACUCCUUCUAUGGGUCUUUUGGACAAGAAGAGUUUGAAGAUCUCUGGGAUAAAAGACUUUUCUUGGUCUCCUGGUGGUAACAUAAUCGCCUUCUGGGUGCCUGAAGACAAAGAUAUUCCAGCCAGGGUAACCCUGAUGCAGCUCCCUACCAGGCAAGAGAUCCGCGUGAGGAACCUGUUCAACGUGGUGGAUUGCAAGCUCCACUGGCAGAAGAACGGAGACUACUUGUGUGUGAAAGUAGAUAGGACUCCGAAAGGCACCCAAGGUGUUGUCACAAAUUUUGAAAUUUUCCGAAUGAGGGAGAAACAGGUACCUGUGGAUGUGGUCGAAAUGAAAGAAACCAUCAUAGCCUUUGCCUGGGAACCAAAUGGAAGUAAGUUUGCCGUGCUGCAUGGAGAGGCUCCGCGGAUAUCUGUGUCUUUCUACCACGUCAAAAACAACGGGAAAAUUGAACUCAUCAAGAUGUUCGACAAGCAGCAAGCAAACACCAUCUUCUGGAGCCCCCAAGGACAGUUCGUGGUGUUGGCGGGCCUGAGGAGUAUGAAUGGUGCCUUAGCGUUUGUGGACACUUCGGACUGCACGGUCAUGAACAUCGCAGAGCACUACAUGGCUUCCGACGUCGAGUGGGAUCCCACCGGACGCUACGUCGUCACCUCUGUGUCCUGGUGGAGCCAUAAGGUGGACAACGCAUACUGGCUGUGGACUUUCCAGGGCCGCCUUCUGCAGAAGAACAACAAGGACCGCUUCUGCCAGCUGCUGUGGCGGCCCCGGCCUCCCACGCUCCUGAGCCAGGAGCAGAUCAAGCAAAUUAAAAAGGAUCUGAAGAAAUACUCAAAGAUCUUUGAACAGAAGGAUCGUUUGAGCCAGUCCAAAGCCUCAAAGGAAUUGGUGGAGAGAAGGCGCACCAUGAUGGAAGACUUCCGGAAGUACCGAAAAAUGGCCCAGGAGCUCUAUAUGGAGCAGAAAAACGAGCGCCUGGAGUUGCGAGGAGGUGUGGACACUGACGAGCUGGACAGCAACGUGGAUGACUGGGAAGAGGAGACCAUAGAGUUCUUCGUCACUGAGGAAAUCAUCCCUCUUGGGAACCAGGAGUGACCUGGGAGCACUGUGGGGGCAGACUGCACCCGCUGCUCCCGCACUGAGCUGCAGGACAGAGCGUGAGCCGCAGUUCCUCUGUUGCAGUGCAGCCGCGUGUGGUGUGUGGAGCCGAGGCCGUCCUGCAGGAAGCCCACGUGACUGCCGCCGCCUCCCCGUGCUCUGUGGCCCUGGACUGUGACCGCGCCUGGAUUCUGCCAUUGCGACACGUUUUUGUGCCUUUCAGCCCCUGGUGUCUGCAGUGGGGUGUUUAAGGCACCCGCUUCCACUUCUUUCUUCUU
This is a messenger RNA of Mandrillus leucophaeus (drill), 2300 nucleotides long. It is a transcript of the gene EIF3B, whose product is annotated as eukaryotic translation initiation factor 3, subunit B. Gene Ontology annotation, molecular function: RNA binding; translation initiation factor activity; translation initiation factor binding. NCBI's taxonomy places the organism in Eukaryota, Metazoa, Chordata, Mammalia, Primates, Cercopithecidae. Gene Ontology annotation, cellular component: eukaryotic translation initiation factor 3 complex. Gene Ontology annotation, biological process: translational initiation. The annotation marks the transcript as partial. The record is from RefSeq and is a predicted model, not a curated record. The transcript has 19 exons.